Molecule: messenger RNA, 2764 nt
Organism: Odontomachus brunneus
Lineage: Eukaryota; Metazoa; Arthropoda; Insecta; Hymenoptera; Formicidae
Gene: ninaB
Product: carotenoid isomerooxygenase
Exons: 11
Coding region: 339-2297 (652 amino acids)
Biological process (GO): carotene catabolic process; retinal metabolic process
Molecular function (GO): carotenoid dioxygenase activity; beta-carotene 15,15'-dioxygenase activity
Source: RefSeq, a predicted model, not a curated record
CGUUAUUGAAACGUACGUCGCGAAUGAUGGAUUUUACUCACAUAAGAGUGCACCAGAUUCUAUCGUCGAUCUUAGAGCCGCUCGAUUCCGAAAUGACAGCCGACGAUAAUAACGUAACUGCGGACGAAGACGAGCGCGUACUGAAACGUCAUCUCACGAGCUGAGUGAACCGUCAGUGCCGUCAAACGAACGUUUUCGACCGGGUUGCGAGCGAUCCUCUGAUUUUCUGAAAGAAUCAACACGUGAGGAAAUUCAGCAAAGUUCCCGUAACACAACUAUCACAGCGGAUUGCGUUAAGAUUCAGUGUAAUCGAAUAUGUGAGCGGAAAAAAUUAUAAGAUGAAGUGUUUUAAACAUUGCCUCGUGACGUCGCUCGACGAAUCGCGAGGUCGUGAAUCGAACACGCUGGAUACUUUCAGAGAUAUUAAGUGCAGUGAGUCGCAGACAAUGAAAAUUCGCCGCGACAAGAAUGACAACGCGAUACCUAGUGACUCGGGAGAUGUUUCCGACGACCACAACGGCAAUUACUACGCCGAUUGCGACAGCUCAGUGUGGAUGAGAAGCUGCGAACAGGAGGUGAUCGAGCCCCUUGCUGGCAAGCUCGCCGGCAACAUCCCCGAGUGGCUGAAGGGCACCCUCCUGCGAAACGGCCCGGGCAAUCUGAAAGUAGGCGAAUACACCUUUCAGCAUCUGUUCGACAGCUCCGCCCUGGUGCACAGGUUCGGGAUUGCGGACGGCAAGGUGACUUACCAGCGUCGUUUCGUUCAAACGGAGGUAUACAAGAAAAACAUGGCCGCUCAGAGGAUAGUAGUUACCGAAUUCGGCACCAGAGCCACUCCAGAUCCCUGCCAGAGUAUCUUCCACAGGAUAGCCGCGGUAUUUAAUCCCGGAGAGAAUCUCUCGGACAACACCAUGAUCUCGGUAUACCCUUUCGGUGAUGAAUAUUACACGUUCACAGAAGCGCCGGUCAUGCACAGAAUCGAUCCGAAGACUCUGGAAACCACGAGCAGGGUAGACGUGUCCAAAUACGUAAAUAUCGUGAAUCACACGUCGCAUCCUCACGUCAUGGCCGACGGUACGGUCUACAACGUAGGACUAAGCGUGACGCCGCUCGGACCUAGAUACAACGUCGUGUGUUUUUAUCCUAGUCGUGUGAUCGUUGACGAAUCCGGCGAGGAGAAGGAGCUCUCCAUGUUCGAUCAAGCGACGAUCGUUGCCAGCAUGCCGUGCAGGUGGAUGCUGAAUCCUUCAUACAUGCACACCUUCGGCAUCACCGAGAACUACUUCAUAAUCGUGGAACAACCGUUGGCCAUCUCCAUGGUCUCGAUGAUGGUCACGCACCUUAAACAAGAGCCGAUGUUCAACAGCUUCAAAUGGCACGAAGAUGAAAAUACGCUCAUCCAUGUGAUGUCGAGGGAAACCGGCCAGACGGUGAGGACGUUCGUCGCGGAAACGUUUUUCUUCCUUCACAUCAUCAACCAGUUCGAGACUCGCGAUAGGGAGUAUGUCGUUCUGGACAUAUGUUGUUAUCGAGACCCGAAGAUGUUGGAGUGCAUGUACAUCGACUCGAUGAAAAACAUGCACGAGAAUCCCGAUUACGCGAGCAUGUUUCGCGGUAGGCCGUUGCGUUUCGUGCUCCCGAUGAAGCAGCCGUGUGCUAACACACCGCCGGAGUGCAAUCUCGUCACGAUCAAAACGGUACAUCAGAGCCAAGAGCUGUUUCGGAACGUUGACGACAAGUCGCUCGGUCACGAUUCGGAUAAAAUGGACUUUGAAAUCGUCAGCGACUCGGACGUCGUCGUUUCUAACGUGGACGAUGUGAAACGCAAAUGGGACGAGCACAGGAACGCUCUGCGGAGAAAGCCGGCUGCUCACUUGCUUCCCGACGGCAGGAUUUUCGUCAAGCCGGAAUUACUCUGCGACUUGGGCUGCGAGACGCCGCGUAUAAACGCCGAUUUCUGUGUCGGUAGAGAGUAUCGAUACUUCUACGCGAUCUCGAGCGACGUAGACUUGGUUAAUCCAGCGAAGCUUAUUAAAGUCGAUACGUACCGGAAGACCAGGAAAGUAUGGCAGGAGAAGGAUGUUUUUCCCAGCGAACCCAUCUUCGUAGCGAAUCCUUACGCGAAGGAUGAAGACGAUGGUGUCAUCGUGAGCUCGCUUGUCUGGGGACAGAACGAGAGUCGAGUCGGUCUGCUGAUCUUGGACGCUGCGACGUUUACGGAAAUCGCGAGAGCUACCUUCGAUUCACCGGGACCUGCGCCCAAAUGUUUGCACGGCUGGUUUACUCUUGAUAAAUAGCUGAGCGCGGCAGGAAUUGUUAAAUAUAGUUUCAUGUUCGAUUGAAAUGGUGGAAAGGGUGGUUGGUUUGAUUUCUUCGCAGAGAAGACUGAAUUCACUUACAAAGUCUUACGAAUCUUUCGGAAUUUAAUAGAUACAUCGAAGUGAGCAAUUACUUCUCCAUUGGCACUUUUGAAACUCAGCCUCUUUUUAACCCUUUCGUAUCUGUCGUUGUCCUGAGGACAACAAUACGUACUUCAAAUCGAUCCAGACGUCAAACUAAUCGCUACUUUUCGCCGUCAAACUGUCAAAUGUUGCUGGCAACUCUGUCUCUCAUGACUGUAGACGGGAUUUUUAUUUUACGUUUACGGUUAAGGUGAGCUAAAUAUAUAUGUGACCCGACUACGACUUAUAUACAAAUAUAUUUAUGUAUACAAAAUACAGUACCUGUGUAGAGAUUAAUUUAGAAUAAAGUGACGUGCGCAUAA